Messenger RNA from Leptopilina boulardi, 1874 nucleotides. RefSeq names its product neither inactivation nor afterpotential protein G-like. Lineage: Eukaryota; Metazoa; Arthropoda; Insecta; Hymenoptera; Figitidae. The record is from RefSeq and is a predicted model, not a curated record. Gene Ontology annotation, molecular function: flavin adenine dinucleotide binding; oxidoreductase activity, acting on CH-OH group of donors. The coding region runs from base 58 to 1749 and encodes 563 amino acids. The transcript is spliced from 9 exons.
AUUGAAAAAAUACUCUCGUCUCUCACACAUUGGCAUAUUGGUAUUGGUUUGAAAUGCAUGCAAAAACAAAAUAAAAUGUGGAGUUACGUAUUAUUUUCAUUAGUGAUUUUAUCAAUUUCAUUGAUUUGCCAUCGUAUUUAUAAUGAACCAAUUAGCCUUAUCGAUAAACCAAAUGAGUCCUACGAUUAUAUUAUCGUAGGAGCCGGUACUGCUGGAUGUGUUUUAGCAUCGAGACUAUCGGAAAAUGCAAAUUCAACGGUUUUAUUAGUUGAAGCAGGUGGACAAUUUAAUUGGUUUUCAACAGUGCCUUUAGCAGCUCCGGUUUUAUUUAAUUCCCAUGUGGAUUGGGCUUUUAAAACCGAACCACAAUGGUACUCAUCGAAAGGACUUCACGAUCAUAGGCAAAAAUGGCCACGUGGAAAAGGAUUGGGCGGAAGUGGACAAUUAAAUUUUUUGGCACAUUCAUUUGGUAAGGCGGAGGAUUUUACAAAAUGGCCCGGGGGAUGGUCAUUUUUUGAUUUACAACCAUAUUUUAAAAAAGUUUCCGCAAUAAUGAAUGUGAGAAAAAUUUCAUCCGACGAUGAAUUGGCAAAUGCUGUUAUUGGUGCGGGUGAAAAAUUUAAAAAAGAAGGUGCCAAUUUUAUACCAGCAAGUGAUACAUUAAACGAUGGAAGUCGAUGGAGUAGUUUUAAUGCAUAUUUACAGAGAGCAUGGAAUAGAGAAAAUUUACAUAUUUUGACAAAUACACUCGUCACAAAGAUUGUUAUGGGAACAAAUUCAAAAAUUGAGGGAAUAGAAAUAAAAUAUGAAAACGGAAGUCGCGGGAAAGUUAUUGCAAAAAAUGAAGUUAUACUUUCCGGUGGAACAAUAAAUUCUCCACAAUUAUUAAUGGUAUCAGGAAUUGGACCAUCGAUGGAGCUCAAAAAACAUAACAUUACGAUUGUUAAAGAAAUUUUAGGAGUUGGUCAAAAUCUUUUUGAUCAUUUAAAUAUGCCACUGUACGUUUUUCUCGAGGCACCAUUUACAAUUACAAUUAAAAAAAUUCAAAGUAUUUCGACAUUAUUGCAAUAUUUUAUUUUUGGAACUGGACUUUUAACAACCAAUGGAAUAAAAGCAGUUGGUCGUAAAAAUAAUAGUGGUUUUAUGAUUUUUGCCGGUGCAUCGACAGAUGAAAAAUUAUUAAAAGAUAUUGGUAAUUAUCGAACAGAGGUUUUUAGAUCACUUUAUCCAACUUAUAACAAUACAUCACAAGAGGGAUUAUUAAUGUUAACGAGUUGCUAUCAACCAAAAAGUAGAGGGAACAUUACUCUAAAAUCGGAUAAUAUUUUAGAUCCACCUGCAAUUGAUCCUUCAUAUUUGGAACACGAUGACGAUAUUAAAUGCUCCCAAGAAGGUGUGAAAUUAGCGCUGAAAAUUGUCGAAAGUGAGGAAUUUCGUAAAUUAGGAGCUAAACUUCAUGUUCCAAAUUUGAAAAAUUGCCCACCAUCGAAUAAUAAUUAUUGGGAUGACAAUUUUUCCGAAUGUGUAAUUAGAAUUGGUGGAAUUGCAAGUUAUCAUCCGGGUGGUACAUGUAAAAUGGGAACCGGAAGUGAUGCAGUCGUUGAUACAAAAUUACGAGUAAAAGGUAUUAAAGGUUUGAGAAUAGUUGACGGAAGUGUUUUUCCUUCGCCUAUUUCCGGACAUCCUAACAGUGUUAUAAUUGCAUUGGCGGAAAGAGCAGCGGAUUUUAUAAUUGACAAACGGAAUUGAAAUUGAGAAAAAAAAAAUAUUAUUUUCAUAUACAAAUAUUGUAAUAUGCGAAAAAAAAUUUUUUUUUUUCCUUUUAUUUACUUAAUCAAAAAAUAUUGUAUAAAAUAAAGAUAAUUAUUUUAUUA